Messenger RNA from Acytostelium subglobosum LB1, 1275 nucleotides. RefSeq lists its product as hypothetical. The record is from RefSeq and is a predicted model, not a curated record. The transcript has 2 exons. The annotation marks the transcript as partial. Lineage: Eukaryota; Evosea; Eumycetozoa; Acytosteliales; Acytosteliaceae.
AUGUUCAUCGAUAUCAAACACUUGGAGUAUGUUCUCGACAAGUCACCAUCAUUGAUCAAUCACACUCAACAACUUCAACUUGCUGUGAUGCUUGGUCAACAUGACAUUGUCCAACUCAUCUAUGGACUCAGGCAAUUUUACAAUCGUGAAUGGUUGUUUGAACUGACAAUGGCUGGCCGUCCAGAUUAUGACAUGUUCCAAUGGCUGAUGGAUCAUCACACUUCCAAAUCAACAACAUACUUUGAGCGGAUUGGUCAGAUUGGUGACACUAGGAUGGCAGACAUGGCCAUCGAGUAUGUUCAACGAUCAUCCAACGAGACCAAAUCAUUGGAUGAACGUGUAUCCUUAAUGUUUAAACAGGCAAUCAAAUUCAAUCAGACCCAACUCUCACUCACUUGUACUACAAUCAUCGAUGUUAUGAUCAACAAUGCACCAUCAUUGAUCCACCAUCACGAUCAACUGCUACUUGCCGUGACGCUCAAUCGAUUCGACAUGGUCGAGUACAUCCUCCAACACUAUCAACAUCGACAAUGGUUGUUCGAGAUGACAUUGUCUGGACGACCAAGGUAUGCGAUGAUCAAGUACCUCAUGGAGAAUCACAUAACAACCGACACACGGUACUGGGACAGGAUCGGAGCGAGUGGAGACAUUGACAUUGCAGAGAUGGCCAUUGAGUACGUCAGUCAUCCACAGUUGUUGGCUGCCGCGGUAUCAAUACAUGAAUGUGUCCAUCAGAUGAUGAGACGAGCGAUCAAAGAUAAUCAGACACAUCUCGUCAGGCACAUGAUGACCGAUCAUCCAACUUUGAUAUCACCAUUCAGCUGCCGUCAAUACGCCAUUGAGUGUGGCAACACGGAGCAGAUCGACAUCUUCCUUGAGAUGGUACCAGUGUCAAUUGACUUGAAUAUCUAUACUCAAAAGUCAAGCUCACUCUAUGAGAUUGAUACCAUGUACAUUAUAUUGAAGAAGGUACUCAUUGGCAAUAUGAAUGGCAUCGCUCUGUUGGAUUGUAUACUCAAACAUUUUGAUCAAAAGGACUUGGCUGGGAUCAAAUCAAUCAUUCUUCCAGUGUUCACAAUGGAUCUUGUCAAAGAAGAGGAUGAUGUGAUGUUGCAACACCUGUUGGAUAUUGGUGCAACAUUCCAAGUCAAUCACACAGUGACAUCAUGUGCCCAUUACAUGUCCAACACAAUCAUUCAAUCAAUAUUCAAACGAUACAAGGAGCAACAAGCAAUCAACAAGAAGAAGGCCAUAAGAGGCCUUCCAAAGAAGUAC